AUGGAAAAGUGGCAAAAUAAGGUUUCUUUGGUAACAGGGGCCUCACAGGGAUUGGGAAAAUGUAUCGCUCAUACUUUGGCUAAAUAUGAGAUGAUUGUUGUAGCCUGUGAUAUACGUAUGAAUGAAUUAGAGGAAUCGUUAAAGAACUGUAAAAUCAAACCUGGAAAUGCCGGUUUUAUAGACCCAGUGAAAUGCGAUAUUUCUAAAGUUGAUGACAUUCUCAAAUUGUUUAAGUAUAUAGAACAAAAAUACAAGACUUUGCACGCAUGCGUCAAUAAUGCAGGUGGCGGUUUUCUGGAUUAUUUUUUACCUAUUCAGGACAAAGAGGGGAAUUAUGAUGGAAAGAAGGAAGAGAAAGAAAAGGACCGGAUAUAUAAAGGCUGGAAACAUAUCUUAGAAGUGAACAUUCUGGGCACGUCCAUUUGCUCUAAGGAAGCGAUAAACUUGAUGGCCAAAUCCGGCGUGAAAGAUGGACUGAUAGUCAAUGUGAGUAGCAUAUUAGGACAGAGUGUUCAUUUAACCGAAAUGAACAAGUCGGUCUUUUACAAUCACAUGUAUAUAGCGACAAAACAUGCGUUAACAGCUAUAACUCAAUGCUUACGACUGGAAGUACAGCAACAUUCUUAUGCCAAAGCUACAAGAAUAGUAACUAUCUACCCGGGUAUUAUUAAAACCGAGUUCACUGAUAAUAUCCAGAAUGAAGGUUCACAUUUUAAGAAUAAAUUUACUAUAGGUGAUUUCAAGCAAGCUUUUCUACGAAAAUUACAUUUAACCCCGGAGGAUGUAUACGACGCUCUGCUAGACGCUUUUAAAUGUAAUAAUUCGGUACAAAUGGACGCUAUAACGAUAAGUCCUGUCCGCACUCCUGGGAAACUAUUUUAA
Molecule: messenger RNA, 882 nt
Organism: Gordionus sp. m RMFG-2023
Lineage: Eukaryota; Metazoa; Nematomorpha; Gordioida; Chordodea; Parachordodidae
Product: dehydrogenase/reductase SDR family member 11-like
Exons: 3
Coding region: 1-882 (293 amino acids)
Source: RefSeq, a predicted model, not a curated record